GGAAGGUUCUUUGGUUGUGAAACAACAAAAGUAGCUGCUUUCCAUUUAGUUUAAGGCUAGAAAGAAAGUGGAUAUAUAAUUGAAGCUUAUCCAUCUGAAUCUUGGUAAAACUUUCAGGUAUAUAUGGAUGUGAGAUAUAUAAAGGUUUUCUUGAAGUUUUGAAUCAUAGAACAAAAUAACCAUUUCUUUUUACUGCUUGUACUUAAGGGGGGGGGGGGGUGGGUUUUUUUAUUUUUUUAUUUUUCAAAACUCUUUUUCAUGCAAAUUGGAGGGGGGAAAUGCCAUGUGGUAAGCUCAGAGAUCUGCACAUGGCUUUCUCAAAUUUCUAAGUAUUUGAAACAGUAGUAGGAGAGUGAGGAAGCUGUAGUUUUUUAGUAUUUCAAGAGAAUCAGUUACAGAGGAAGACCACUAGAUUGGUGUUUAAAAAAAAACAAAUAAAUAACACUUCUCUAGGUAUAGUUGGGAAAUGUGAGUCAAUGAAGAGGGAAACAGCCCAGCAAUUCAAUUCCUUGUUUGAAAAAUUCUCAUUAUUUAAACCUGCAUAGUCUAUUCUCAUCUUCCAUUUUUAUCUUCUUGUUUUGGUAGUUUUCCCUUCAUUUACUGCCUCUUUUACUAUGUUUUUUUGCAUUUCACAGCUGAAAAAACUAUGCUGUAUUUGCUAUCUUGAUCUAAGUUUCACUAUCUACUCUGUUCAAUCAUCUUGUUAAUGUCUAAGUUUCUUGUAUUCAUUACUACAUUCAUAAAAAUCACAGCUUUUUCAAGAAAAGAGAAGAAAGUUCCAAUCUUUUUCUUUGCCUUUAUCCAAUAAACUUUUACAAGUGUCACCUUAUUGGAUAUUAUAACUUUCCUACUUUUCCUUUUGUUUCCCUUAUUUGUAUUGUUAAAAUCUUGAGAACUUCAUACCAAAAUGUCUUCUUCUAUGUCUCUACUCAGAAACUCAAUACCACUGAUUUCUAUUCUGGUUCCACCAUACUUGUUAUUUGCCAGUUUUUCAGGAUAUGGGGUUCUUUCUAUUUCUAUCACAACUUCAGUUUUAAUUGUAUCUACUUUAGCUUUCACAUUUUCAAAACAAAAGCAUAGUAUCCAAAAGAAAUCAGUCCAAGAAAUAGAACAACAAGAACAAGAAGCAGUUUCCAAGAGUCAGCUAGAGGAACAAACAUCUCAAGUUAACCAUAUUGUCUCAGACCAACAACCUCAAAAUGGAAACUUUGGACAAGUUGAGGAAGUUUUAGAAGUUCAAAAACCUGGAAAUGAAAAUGGGGUUGCUCAAAUUCUUGAUUUAUAUUCAGAAAGUUCAAGUCUUGGUAGGCAUUCAUCUUCAAGUGAAGAUUCUGAUAUUGAUUGGCCAUUCUCAGGUGAGCUAGAACACAGUCCAUUAUGUUCAGAUGGUUCAAUUUCUGAUGAGGAAAGUCUAAUUGAAAUAGCAUUACCAAGUGGCCAAUUUGUAAAAGAUCCUCCUAAGUUAUCUUUUCAGCAGUAUAACCAAAAGGUAUUUGCAGAUUUAGCCCCAAAAUCUAUCUUUCAACAACAUUGUCUUAUGGAUUUCUUGGCAGAUAUAAGUGAUGUGUAUGAAGAAGACAAUUUGAUUGAGAUUGAUAUAUCCAUUGGAUCCAUCAAAUGUUCUGGAUUUGAAAUUCCAGCAUAAGUUAGAAGGGGAGCUUUGGAGCAACGGUAAAGCCGUCUCCGUGUGACCUAUAGGUUACAGGUUCAAGCUGUGAAAGUAGCCACAAAUGCUUGCAUUACGAUUGGCUGUCUACGUCACACCCCUCGGAAUGCGAUUCUUCCCCGACCCUACGUGAACACAGAAUACUUUGUAUACCGGACAGCUGAUUUUAACUUAUUAAAUUAUCUUAUGCCUAGUUUUUUUAAGUUUUUUGAUCCUUAUGGAUUUUGUGCUUACUUUAAGAAUUAAGGCAAUAGGGUUUACAAGAAUAUAGGAGCCAAAAUUUACUUUUUCUUUUGUUGUGAAAAGUGAAGUUUGUGUUUGCUAUUACAUUGACUUUGACCCCACCUAAAAGAGACUUUGGAUACCAAUUAGAGCUGCAGUUGUAUUGUGGGUGGUCAUUUGUUUUCUCUUAAUGCACAUUAAAGUGUUAUUAAAAGUUUAAAAGGAUCUUAUUCCUAGGCCAUUAAUAAAUAAGAUUAUUCUAUUUGCAUU
Molecule: messenger RNA, 2158 nt
Organism: Nicotiana attenuata
Lineage: Eukaryota; Viridiplantae; Streptophyta; Magnoliopsida; Solanales; Solanaceae
Exons: 1
Coding region: 908-1645 (245 amino acids)
Source: RefSeq, a predicted model, not a curated record